Molecule: messenger RNA, 3524 nt
Organism: Boeremia exigua
Lineage: Eukaryota; Fungi; Ascomycota; Dothideomycetes; Pleosporales; Didymellaceae
Exons: 2
Coding region: 210-3395 (1061 amino acids)
Biological process (GO): IMP salvage; AMP metabolic process
Cellular component (GO): cytosol
Molecular function (GO): AMP deaminase activity
Source: RefSeq, a predicted model, not a curated record
UUGAAACGUCUGCCCCAUAAGACAGACGCGCCUGCACUCAUCGCGAGCUCGUCCGGUGAUGAGCCGCUUUGCGUGACAUGCAGCAGCGCAAUGCUUGGCCGCCCGCGCUCGCAGGCGCUUGUACGCGGCGGUGCGACGGCCUUCGGAGGGGCCCGAUGGCUGCUCCCAUCUCUUCUGCUGCGGUCCCGCCAGCCUGACUUGCACACAAAAUGUGCAGCGGUACCAUGCGAGGUGCGUUUGCGGCCGACGCCGACGGCUCUCCGUCGCUGGGCCCUACCGUCAGCCAUGACCACUCGCUCUCGUCGGACGAGGACGACGAGUACAGCCCCGAGGCGUCUGACCCGGGCGCCGGCAGCAGCGACCUUGCGCAAGGGUUCGCUGGCGCCAGUGGCACGGCAGACAGCACCAGCCUCGAGGAAGACGAGAAUGGAAUGCUCCCUCGCGACAAGCAGCGCAAGAACGCCUUCUACGACUACACGGCCGAGAAGCAAAUGAGCCACAUCGAAGCAAAGCAGUUCUACCAGCGCCACCAAUGGGAGACGCAGCAUGGCGGCUCGCAGGCUGGCGACGGCUACAGCCCAGCCCUGCGCGCCAAGACGUUUCCCGCCAGCUUCGGUGCGACAGACGGCAUGAGCAUCCGCUCGCGCAAGAGCAAUGUCAGUCUGGCGAACCAGGGCCCCCAUCACAGCGCACACCCGGGCGCGCCGUCACACGUCCAGCCGUCACAGGACCCGCGCUCGCACGCCGGCAGCCAAGCGGGCGAUGCCUUCCUCCAAGCCGACCAGGACGCGCGGUCGCACACCAAGCACCCCGCCCUCCCCCACGAAGACAAGCCGCUGCUUAAAGACGAGGGCAUACACGGCGCCGGCGCAGGCAUCGGCGUCGGUUCGGGCGCCGGGGGCUUUGCCAUGUCCGACUCCAGCGUCACCGCCGAGCUCACUGCCAUCUACACCAACGUGCAGAAGGUGCUCGACCUCCGCCACAAGUACAUUCGCCUGUCGCUGCAGCACGACUUCGACAAUCCCCGAGACGACCCGGGCUGGAACAUCUACCCACCCCACCCGGAGCCCGUGUGGAACGACUCUUCCAAGCAGCGCCGCAAUGCCUCGAGCAGCAUGCAGAACAGCACCGUCUUGGAGCCCACCGAGGCACCGCCGAAGCCUCCUCGCAAGAUGGGCACAAACAUCGGAGAGGACUUCUUCGAGGAGGAUCUCCAUCCGCUGCCCGGCCCGUCUGAGAUGACCUUCCACAUGGACAGCGGGGGUGUGUUCCAGGUCUACGAGAACGCCAAAUCCGCCGAGCUCGACACUCCCAUCGUGGCCAUUCCCACGCUGCGCGAAUUCUACAUCGACCUGGAUGCGAUCCUGGAGAUUUCCUCAGAUGGCCCCAGCAAGAGCUUUGCAUUCCGGAGACUGCAGUACCUGGAGGGUAAAUUCAACCUGUACUAUCUCCUGAACGAGUACCAGGAGAUUGCCGACAGCAAAAAGGUGCCCCACAGAGACUUCUACAACGUGCGAAAGGUCGAUACUCACGUUCACCACUCGGCGUGCAUGAACCAGAAGCAUCUGCUGCGCUUCAUCAAAUCGAAGAUGAAGAAGUCGCCCGACGAGGUGGUCCUCUUCCGUGAUGGCAAGCACCUGACGCUGAGGGAGGUGUUUGAAUCGAUCAACUUGACCGCGUACGAUCUCAGUAUCGAUACACUGGAUAUGCACGCGCACACGGACUCGUUCCAUCGAUUCGACAAGUUCAACUUGAAGUACAACCCCAUCGGAGAGUCGCGUCUGCGAACCAUCUUCCUGAAGACGGACAACUUCAUCAAGGGCAGGUACCUUGCCGAGAUCACAAAGGAGGUCAUCUCCGAUCUGGAAUCCAGCAAGUACCAGUUCGUUGAGUGGCGCAUUUCGAUUUACGGCCGCGAUCUUGAAGAGUGGGACAAGCUCGCCGCGUGGGUUGUCGACAACAAGCUGUUCUCGCCCAACGUGAGAUGGCUCGUCCAGAUCCCUCGUCUCUACGACGUGUACAAGGCUACUGGGUUGAUGCACAACUUUGAAGAGGUGGUUCGCAACGUCUUCCAGCCGCUGUUCGAGGUCACCAAGGACCCCACCAGCCACCCCAAGCUCCACAUCUUCUUGCAGAGAGUGGUUGGUCUCGACAGUGUAGACGACGAGAGCAAGGUCGAGCGACGUGUGUACAGGAAGUUCCCAACCCCCAAGGAGUGGACGACAAAGCAAAACCCGCCCUACAGCUACUGGAUGUACUACCUGUUCUCCAACAUCGCGUCACUCAACGUGUGGAGGAAGCAGCGUGGCUUCAAUACCUUCUUGCUUCGCCCUCAUUGUGGAGAGGCUGGUGAUACCGAUCACUUGGCGGCGGCUGUCCUCUGCUGCCACAGCAUCAGCCACGGUCUGCUGCUCCGUAAAGUGCCCCUGUUGCAGUACAUCUUCUACCUGGAACAGAUCGGUGUGGCCAUGUCGCCACUCAGCAACAACGCCCUGUUCCUUGCAUACGAGCGGAACCCGUUCUUGAGCUACUUCCGACGUGGCCUGAAUGUGUCGCUGUCUACGGACGACCCGCUGCAGUUUGCCUUCACAAAGGAGCCGCUCAUCGAGGAGUACUCGGUCGCAGCGCAAAUCUACAAGCUGAGCGCGGUCGACAUGUGCGAGCUUGCAAAGCACUCGGUCGAGCAGAGCGGGUUCGAGCACGUCGUCAAGCAGAAGUGGCUAGGCCGCAACUACCACCUCCCCGGCGUCGCAGGCAACGACAUGGCGCGAUCCAACGUGCCCAGCGUCCGCGAAGCCUUCAGACACGAGACCCUGAUGCAGGAGCUCGCCAUGAUCGACCGCUACACGCGCGCCGCCAACGCCGGCGCCCAAGACCUCACCCUGUCGAACCUCCAGCCCGAGCAGCAGGUCCCCCAGACCCCCAAGACGCACCACGCCACGCACCCCGGUUCUCCCGUCCAGUCCCUGCAGCAGCCGUCCGCCACCGACCCGCACGAGCACGACAAGGCCUUCUCGCGGCUCCCGCCCUCGUCCUUCCCCGCCCAGCAGGCGCGCAUCAACCCGUCCUCGUCGGCCGCCGACCUCACCAGCAACACCCAGCCCGCUUCCCCCGUCGAGGUGGCCUUCGACCGCCCCCGCCGCACCUCCAGCAUGACCAUCAGCCCCAGCGUGCUGUCGGCCCCGCCCCCCGCCCAGCAGGAGGACCUGGCCCUGACGCGCACGCCCAGCAGCGUCAAUCUCGAUGGCGAGCCGCGCAUCUUCCCCGGCGUUGUGAGUCGGCGCCGCCGCAGCAGUCUGCGCGGCGGCACCGCCGAGGACGAAGAGGCGCACGCGCUGCACCGCGUGCCGACGGAGCCGGUGGUCAGGGAGCAGGACAGCGACGAGGAUUCGUAGGGUGUUUUGGUGUGGAGAUGCUCUGUUUGAUAUCGAUGUAGUUACGAGGCUAGGUAUCAACUACUUGGCUGUGUUGAACUGCGAAUGGAUUUGGUGUUGCAGUGUAGUGUAUUAGAACGUGAUGGUGCU